CGUUUUUCGGUCGUCGAUCGAUUUCUGCACAUCAACUGCGACCUGUCACUGACUGCAGCCUUUUCUGCUUUGCAUCUGCAAUUCGAAGCUCCUCUGGCUGUAUUUUUUUGCCUGUGGAGCAAAGAGCUCAGGAAGAAGAAGCUGUCGCCUUAACCACACUAAGAGGUGUGGUAUGGUCCCACCUCUUUUGGUCCCGUGUGUUUGAUGACCAUUAACUUGGUCUCACGUUACCAACUGCAAGGGCAGCAUUAAGUCCGUCUGUUGGUCCGUCUGUACGUCUGUCUGCAUGGCUGAUAUCAAGCCUAGCCUGCCAAAGGCGGUAAGGUCAAAGGUGGGCAAAUGUCGCCGAAGAAGGGGGCGUAAGAAAAAGGUCACCAUGGCACCUGCAUCCAUCAAUGGCCCCAUCGCCGAGCUGGAGAAGGAGAUAGAAAGAGAGGACAUUGAUUGGUGCAAGGAGUGCAUGAAGCGAGAUGAGUGGAAUGCUGUUAGUUACAUGCAGAUCAGUGACGAGCUGGCUGUUCUUGUGUGCAACGAUGAGCAGUGUACAUCAUUACCAACACUGGCACCUGGCUCUCAUCUAGUUGUGGAACGAAGAGCUGCAGACAUCAUCCAGUGCAGGAAGCGUAAGAGACGAGCCACAAGUCUGCAAAAAUUUGAUGCUCCUAAUCCUCCAAACAAACACAACCUGUCACAGCCGCAAGCUCCUUUGUCUGCAACAGUCUCUCCACUCGCUCACAGAGGUAUUGUACAAUGGCAAAAUGAAAAUAGCAUGUGUUGGCUGGAUGUAUGCAUGCUCCUGCUGGUACAGUUCAGAAGUCUUCGGCAAUGUCAUCAAGCACUUGGCGCAACAUCCCCAUUGAGGACGCUAUGUGAUGGUUUUGAUUCGGCCCAGGAUAUGGCUAGGACUGUAAUUGAAGCAGCUGAGCAGAAUUUGUGUGAACAACCUAACAGCAAUAACUCAACAUCUGUUGAGCAACCCACAGAUACCUCUGAUGUAGAACUUUUAUCAGCAUACCUCGAGAGUGAUCUCCAUAGGGCAGGAGAGAAUGAUAAACUGGUUCGUUCAGAGCUCUCAGACAAUUUUCUUUAUUUCAUUGAAGGGAAACUACCAAACGGUAACAUGUGUGCCCAAUAUUCGACUGAUAAACUUUUAGAUCCUCUUCUUUCAGACAGAGCAACUCUGUCUCCCGAUGGCAUUGCAUUCAAACAAACUUCUCGCCUCCGGGAUACCAGUACUGGCAAACUUGCAACUUCUCUUAGGUUACUUAGAACCCUCCGGAACAAACUCUUUGAGAUACUGAAGCCCAAACUUGGAUGCAUAGAAAACAAAGAGGAAAGUCCCAUAUCUGCCCUUCCAACACUCCUGAGACUUGAUGGUGUCACAGAAGAGCACUUCACUUUGCGUUACAGGAAGGAAUUCUACUGCUUCUCUUGCGGAUUCACAAAUGUUACAGUACAUCGGAAUGUCAUUGCCUCUGUCACCUCAACUGCCAAAGACUUCAGUAUGCAGAAUCUCACCAUGUAUCACCCAUGCCCGCAGUGCAAAGCUCCAAAUCAGUCAAGUCGCCUCAUCUACCAUAGCCUGCCAACCUGCCCGCUGAUCCAUUUCAGCAAUGGACUUAGCAAUUCAACAGAGUUACCUUGGCUUCAACCCAACUUCCGACAUAAUGGACAACAGUACCACUUGAGCUGCAUCAUUCAGUACAUCCGUCAUCCGAACCACUUUGUCAUCUGGAUACGAGACCCCUCCAGAGAGCUAUGGAUCAAGUGUGAUGGCCUCUCCUCACCAGUGUGCCUGUGGGAGUCCCCUGAACUGUCAAUCCCUCCAUCUGAAAUCCAUCUGGUUGGUUGGGAGCGACAGAACAGUGAAUGCUAUUCCUGUGUUGACCUGCAGCAGCAGAUGAUUAGCAUACAGGAGGCAGCUCUAGAGAUGGACGAUGAUCACAUGUUUGAGAAUACCCAUGAUACAGAGAGCACUUCUUGCAACGCACCCCUGAGGAAAAGAAGCUGCCCUGCGGCCAUUGGACAAAGUGCAUCUCUGCUUGCUAUGUCUAACAGUACUUCUUCUGUAGAACAAGUGGCGAGGAGGAAGUCAGACUAUUCCUACUUGGUUCAUAAACGUAGCGAACCACUGCCACCUUCUAGCAUUCUAUCCAUCGGUACUCCGCCCCAAUCUCCCGAGUUUCAGUUGCCCCAAGCCAGUUCUUCACAGGAGUCAAAGGACAGUAUUUCUUCUGCUGCAUUGAAAACUGGCAGACCUGGAGGUCAAGUGUCAAAACAACAGACUUUGUCACUCAGAGAUCAACUUAAUAAUGAGAAGUGGGAGAGAGCAGCUGCAUCUCCAAAAUCUGAUGAUCAUGGACACACGAGCAAUCGAAGGAGUGUUGCCAGCUAUCUCCAGAGCAAAGCAAAGUACCAGAAGAAGCCACCUGAGAAAGUUCCUGGUGUGCUCACUGGACUUCUUGGGAAUUUCACAAAAUCGAUCACUCGGCAACGUCAAGAUUCCGUCAAAGAAUCAAGCAAACCACGGGCGAUUUACACUCCAGUUACCAACAAUUUCUCUGUGCUUCAAACCUUGCACUCCUUGAACAUCAACUCUUCGAUACCAAAGAAAGAUAUCAAAAGUGAAGACUUGGAAGGAAAGCCAGACAAGAAGCCAGGUAGUACAACCCAGCUCGUGACAGAAAAAGGAUCCGUGCUUCCCUCUGUUCUUAAAAGGGUUCAAAAGUUGAGGAUCCCUCGACAGAAAUUCAACUCAUUCAGUGCCUUUAAAGAACGGUCUGCCAGCAAGUUUUCAGGCUAUUUGAAGCAGAAAGAACCAGCUGCUGAUGAUGUCCAUAGCAAUUGCAACACUGAAGGUCAUGAAGGUAAUGUCAGUCAGAUCCAAGAGGAUGACUUUCAAUCUAGCAUCCUGCUAACUCCAUCGUCUUCUGUUUCAAGUCCUAGUGCAUGCUCUGAUGUAAGCCUUCAAAAUGAGAACCUUCCAGGGGGACCCUCGGACAAUCCUGAAACAGGGAGCCCGAACAAUCCAAUGAAUGCUCUAUGCCAGGCUCUGGAUGUUGUAUCUUGUGAUGUCACACAGGCUGUUGCCCCUCAGGUCACCAGUGAAGAUGAUGAUUGUUUCCUUCGAGAUCUGCUUAGAUGAUGUUGACAUGCUUUGAGUGGAUACUUAAUUUAGGAUCUGUCCAUACUUUUAUUGCUCUUGGGUUUUUCUGAUCAUUAGAUUUGGUUUAUCCAUAAUUUGUCAAUGUAAUAGAAAAUAAGUAAUUCAAGACAAGGUGACCAGAUUGUAGUUAUGUUGCCAAUUUCAAUAUGAAAUGCUGUUAAAAAAAUAUGUCCCCAUCUCAAUAUUGUAUGCCAUAGGUUUGGCGACCAUUGUUUAUUUAUUUUAUUUAAUCUCAUGAAAUUACGCAUCAUUAUGUAAGACCAAAUAAUGUUAAAAAAUGGUCUUUAAUGUCCAAAUCCAAUGCAAAAUCUGUUUUAGGCAAAAUUCAUAACUGAUCAUUAUUUGUACUUUCACUGAUUAAAAACUAAAUGAUUUCAUGUUUAUGAUCAUAAAAAUUUCACCAACAAUUUUUAUCAAAAGAACAUUGGAAGACAAAAAAUCAAAAACACCAUAAUUCACACAAAUUUAGAAAAAAGAAAAGAAAAGCAUUUAGAUUUUUUUGAAUAGCAAUUCAAGUUCUUUGUUUAUUGGCUUACCACAAAAUAAUUCAUAAAAUAAAACAUUGAUUUAGUGAAAUUUAGCUAUGCAGUCCCAUAGUUUAUGUCAUUUUCUAUCAUUGUGCAGAUUUCUGUCACGAUCAAGAUCUUAUUAAAGAUUGGAGUAUAAUGGCUACCCCCCCAUACUUUGUAAAUGUAUGAAUUUCAAAUCUACAUAAAUCAUGAAAUUAUUUUAAUUGGAUAUAAUUAAAAGAAUAAUUAGGAAUGAGGCAUUGUCUGUGUUAAGUUUUCUGAAUCUGUGUAUGCUUGUGAAUUUAUACGACUUACUGGAAAUUUUAUUGUGAAGAUUUUUGUCUCACCUGCAUAGCAGAGCGAGACUAUAUGCACCGCUGAUCCAAUGGCGGCGGUGUUGUCAACAUUGAAAUCUUAACCAAGGUUAAGUUUUUGAGAUGUCAUCAUAACUUAAAAAUGAUAUGGAGUUAUGGACAUAGUUCAUGAAACUUGGACAUAAGAGCAACCAUGUUUCCUGAACAUCCUGUGUGUGUCAGGUCACAUGACCAAGAUGAAAGGUCUUUUAAGGUCCAUGAACUUUGGCCAUGUUAGAGGUAUUUGUUGAAUUGGUGUCAUAACUUAGAAUGUUUAUGGUUCUAGUUCAUGAAACAUAGACAUAGGAUAAUCAAGUAUGAAUGAUUGUUUUGCACACGUUUUAGAUCACAUGAUUAUGGUCAAAGGCCAUUUUGGGUGACUGGACAUAGUAUUUGAUUAUCUUUUCUUUUGUGAAUAAUUAUUCAAUAGCUGUUUUCAAAGUCUGCACUGCUGCUGUAUCAACUCGCGUAAUGCAGGUGAGACUGCUAGAGGCAUUCCACUUGUUUAUCAAACCAAUUACUUCGCCGGAAACAUCUGAUAAAGAAAUGAAAGUCAUUUAAAUAAGGGAUGAUGUUCUACUAAUUUGGGCAGGGAUUUGUACACAUUUUUGUAGACUAGAUGGAUAUUAGUUUAAAUUCAGUUUUUCAGCAUGAUCUAGACUUUUGAAACCAUGUAGGAACUCAAUAGUGACAGUUGCCUCAUUCUCUUUGAUUGUACAAUUUUUAUUUACAUCUGUGCUCUGUCACACAAAGUAUAGCAAUUGAUCUUCAUACAAUCAAUCUGUGUAAUUGCUAAUUGAUUCACACAAUUAAUCAAUGAGCUUUGUGUAACAGUGAGUUGAUCAAUGUUUUCGGGUGUCAAUUAAUAAGCCAUUUUGUAACUAGCCACUAGAGAAAGUUUUCACAAAUUUUCUUUUUUUUUCGUAAGACAUAUACACAGUUAUCAAUAAAUCAUUCAUUUUUAACAAAUCUGCGAUAUCUAUCUCUUAAAGGAUCCACUGCAUGACCAAGAUAUGUCAAUAACUUAAAUUGUCCACUAAAACUAAUUGGCUUUCAUUUGACCCAUUACCAAAUUCCAAAUAUGGUUGAACACAAGCAUAUUUAAAUAAUAUAUGAA
This is a messenger RNA of Lytechinus variegatus (green sea urchin), 5145 nucleotides long. RefSeq lists its product as uncharacterized. The transcript is spliced from 7 exons. Gene Ontology annotation, molecular function: SUMO binding. Lineage: Eukaryota; Metazoa; Echinodermata; Echinoidea; Temnopleuroida; Toxopneustidae. The record is from RefSeq and is a predicted model, not a curated record. Bases 287 to 3145 code for a protein of 952 amino acids. Gene Ontology annotation, biological process: Cajal body organization; protein desumoylation. Gene Ontology annotation, cellular component: Cajal body.